Messenger RNA from Sphaerulina musiva SO2202, 621 nucleotides. Its product is annotated as signal recognition particle, SRP19 subunit. Gene Ontology annotation, cellular component: signal recognition particle, endoplasmic reticulum targeting. The transcript has 2 exons. The record is from RefSeq and is a predicted model, not a curated record. Gene Ontology annotation, biological process: SRP-dependent cotranslational protein targeting to membrane, signal sequence recognition; SRP-dependent cotranslational protein targeting to membrane. Gene Ontology annotation, molecular function: 7S RNA binding. The coding region runs from base 1 to 621 and encodes 206 amino acids. NCBI's taxonomy places the organism in Eukaryota, Fungi, Ascomycota, Dothideomycetes, Mycosphaerellales, Mycosphaerellaceae.
AUGGUGCGUGAGCGGCAGGAGCUUGUCAAGAGCCAUCAGUGCAUCUAUCCCGUUUAUUUUGACGAGACGCGGAGUCGCGAGGGCGGCCGACGAGUGAGCAAGGCAGAUGCAGUGCCCAACCCUCUGGCAAGAGAGAUCGUGGACGCUCUGGCGCACAUUGGCAACACCCUUGGCGUAGCGCUGCAGAUUGCGCUGGAUCCUAUGAAGACACAUCCCAAAGACUGGGCAAAUCCUGGCCGUGUCAAGGUAGAGAUCAAGAAGGACGGGAAGCCGAUAAGCCCAAAAAUUGCAAACAAACAUCAUCUCUACAAACUCAUAGCAAGCUAUCUCAAAUCGCAUCCUGCAGACGAGAAGACCCCGCUGAAAAUGCAAAUUCCUGGACUGCCGAUGCCGAAGGACGGUAAGCCCAUACCUCCUGCUAUACCUCGCGGCUCCAAGAUCGGCAUGAUCCUCCCGCUACACUCUCCUGCAUUAUCGGGUGGCGAAGACAUUAUGCAGCAAAUGAUGCAGCAAAUGGGGGGUCAACUACCUGCCGGCAUGGAAGGCAUCAUGGGUGGGGGUGGCAGUGACGCCGCCGUCUCACAAAAGCCUAAGAAAGUCAAAGUCAUUCAGAAGAGGUAG